GUGUGACAAUGAAGAGACCAAAUAUUAACAGGUUGGAGUGGAUGAGGGUCCUCACAAUCUUACCAAACAAAACAACAACGUUGUUUGCUGUUUGACUGUCCUCGUUCCUUUCUUCUGUUCUGUUCUGUCUGUUAUUCAUCUCAUUCUCUCCAACACCAACCAAACAAAUUAUGUUUUUCUUCAAAUGGUUUCAUUUGUUCAUCACUUUCCAUGUCUUGGCUGCAACACCCAUCUUCUCGUUAACAGAUUCCUCAAACCAAGUCUCCACUAACUUUCUGGACAAUGCCAAGAAGCCUGAAGUUUUUUAUUGGAUGGUCAAAAUCAGAAGGAGGAUUCAUGAGAAUCCAGAAUUGCGUUAUGAGGAAUUUGAGACCAGUAAACUCAUUAGAGAGGAAUUGGAUAAACUGGGUAUCCCAUAUAAAUACCCAGUUGCAGUCACUGGUGUUAUUGGCUACAUAGGGACAGGAAACUCACCUUCUGUUGCAUUAAGAGCUGAUAUGGGUGCACUUCCCAUCCAGGAAAAGGUGGAAUGGGAGCACAAGUGCAAGAUACCUGAAAAGAUGCACGCAUGUGGUCAUGAUGCUCAUGUCACUAUGCUUCUUGGGGCAGCAAAGAUUCUCAAACAGCACGAAAACGAGAUACAGGUUUUACUUUUUAUUUUAUAUUUCUUUUAUUUGCAUUUCAUUUCUGUAUAAUGUUAUGUUCUGCUUUGUUUUUUCCCCUAAACAACUGCUCUGCUGAUAUAAAUUGAAAACUUGGGGUCACUAGUCACUCCUCUCUACUGUCCAACUUGCCAUCUAUUCAAGAAAUCUGAUCCUUUUGAUGAUUUA
This is a messenger RNA of Glycine soja, 830 nucleotides long. Its product is annotated as IAA-amino acid hydrolase ILR1-like 4. Gene Ontology annotation, cellular component: endoplasmic reticulum. The transcript is spliced from 2 exons. Gene Ontology annotation, molecular function: IAA-Ala conjugate hydrolase activity. NCBI's taxonomy places the organism in Eukaryota, Viridiplantae, Streptophyta, Magnoliopsida, Fabales, Fabaceae. Gene Ontology annotation, biological process: auxin metabolic process. The coding region runs from base 171 to 695 and encodes 174 amino acids. The record is from RefSeq and is a predicted model, not a curated record.